Molecule: messenger RNA, 985 nt
Organism: Limulus polyphemus (Atlantic horseshoe crab)
Lineage: Eukaryota; Metazoa; Arthropoda; Merostomata; Xiphosura; Limulidae
Gene: mRpL40
Product: 39S ribosomal protein L40, mitochondrial-like
Exons: 5
Coding region: 158-817 (219 amino acids)
Cellular component (GO): mitochondrial large ribosomal subunit; mitochondrial ribosome
Source: RefSeq, a predicted model, not a curated record
ACUACAGAAUUGUCCUUGACAUGACUCGUCGUGUCAAUUAGUACCUUCGGAUAAUUAUUUAGUUAGAACUUAGACUCUUGUUUAGCUGUUAUUAAUAUUAUGUGCUAUUUUAUUUAAUUACUCAAAGGGGGCAAAUUUUGAAAUAUUAAAAAGUAUAAUGUCAUUAUUAUUUCCUGUUUUCGUAAAUGGUGUAUCCCUUGCAUUACUGAAGCACCAACCUAGGAUUUGUAGCUCUGCUAUUUCUCAAUGGUGCCACCAACUUUUUAACCGAAGAAUCCACACCGCUUCACAACCUCUUCUUUUCCACCUUUCUUUUCCACUAGGUGCUGAGCCACUUCGAAAGAAGAAGAAAAUUGACCCUGCUGUCCUUAAAAUGCGAGAAGAAAGGAAAAAAAGGCGUCUGGAGAAAGCUAUUCGUAAGUUGGAAAAAUCAGCUCGAAGACUUAAACCAAUUGAAGAAAUUGAAAUUACACCAUCUCUAAGGAAAGAAAUUACUUUGAGAAAGAGAGAAGGUAGCCAUUUGACGUUUGAGGAAAUUGAAGAACAGUAUCAGCUACAAAAGAAGUGGGCUCAUUACAGAUACCAUCAGCAUCUGGCAGAAAUGAGCAUGAUAGAAAGAAUUAUAUCUGCACAAAAUCGAGCUCUUGUGGCUUUGCGUGAAGAGUCUGAGGAAUUAUACCAGGAAGCUAUUCAGAUUGAUUCAGCACUUAUACCAUUCAAAGUGUCAGGACCAGUGCAAACACCACCAAUCAAAAACUAUGAUCCUCCUGACGGCGAAUAUACGGAUAUGACCAAGAAAUGGGAUAUUCUAAGUUAAAGUUACAAAAAAAAGAGAGAGAUUGUAGAUUAUGCAUAGAUAAUGUUUAAAAAACUGGUUCUUAACCAGAAGAUGAGUAGGCUGCUACUAAAUAUGAAGGACGGUCGUAGCUUAAAUUUUUGUACAAUUCUUUAUGUAUUGACAAAAUAAAACAAGGUACUUGUCAGA